Messenger RNA from Rotaria sordida, 990 nucleotides. The record is from the annotation of a GenBank genome assembly. Lineage: Eukaryota; Metazoa; Rotifera; Eurotatoria; Philodinida; Philodinidae.
AUGUCUUCUCAUUUUUCACCUUAUAUUGAUUUAUUUUGUCGAGGUUUAUAUGAUUCAGUACGAAAUUCAUUUAAUGUCUUGACAAUUGAUGAUGAUUUUAGUAAAAAAUCAUCAGAAAAAAAUUCAAUUAAACAACAUCCACAUCAACCAAAACCUAAACGAAGUUCAUCAUCAUCAGAUACAAAACGUGUUAAAUCAAAUUUAGCACUUUUAUGUUUAUUUAAUGGUGGAAUACUUCUUUGUGGCAUGCUUUGUUUUAAUUAUCUUUUUUUACCUAUUUUUCGUCGACUAUUCAAUACAUUAGCUGGAUUAGAUUCAUCAUCAUCAUCUCGACCAUUAUUAGUUAUACAAUAUAUAUUAACAUAUACAUUUAAUUUUCUAUGGCUUAUUCCAGCAUUUAUUAUAUCAAAAUUUGUAAAUUCAUAUUGGUUUCGUGAUAUAGCUGAUGUUGUCUAUAAAAAAUUAACUAAACAUAAUCAAGCAUUACCAGCAUUAUCAUUUUCACGUUCAAUAAGUGAUAUAUUAUUUAGUUUAAUAAUGCAAAUUUUUUUUCUUAUUCAAUCAACAUUUAUAUUAGUUAUACCUGUACCUAUACUUAAUACAAUAUUUGGUCAUAUGUGUCUUUGUUUACUUUAUUCAUUUUAUGCAUUUGAAUAUGCAUGGAUAUAUGCAAAUUUAAAUGUUAAACAACGUGUUGAACGUAUUGAAACAUAUUGGCCAUAUUUUCUUGGUUUUGGCUUUCCAUUAACAAUGCUAUCAACACAACUUUUUAAAUCAAUUAUUAUAAAUGAAUGUAUUUUUUCGAUUUUAUUUCCAUUUGCAAUUGUUGCAGCAACAUCAGUUAAUUUUAAAGAACGUGUUAAAUUACAACAAACACAAACACAUAUUAUAUCAUUGAAUAUAUUUGCUGGUUGUAUUCGUUUAACAAGUCGUCUAUUUGAUAUGCUCAAAAAAAAACGUCCUUCAACUACAGUAACAACUGUCCAAUAA